GUACAAACUACCAUACUAUCAACGACAUGGCUCCUGUUUCAGCGUUAGAGUUUGUGAUCAUCAUAGCCAUCUUGUGUAGCGGUACCACUGCGCGUCUUGUCAGGGGAGAUAAUCAGACGUCAUUACCAGAGGGUGAGGAGGAAAAUAGACCAUGUUUUAAGAUGUACGAGGGCUGCAUGGCUGGAUUCAGUAUAAAACCAUCCACCAACGCCGAUGGGAGUUUGCAUUUCCCGGGCGACUUCUUCGGAACAGUCUGUGACUAUUUCAUCACCGGCGGUAUUUGUUAUGGACUCACAACGUACGAAGUUUGCGAGCCAAGUUUUCAACCAAUCAAUGUUAUCAGAAAUUUUAAUAAUAUAUCCAUCAAACUGUGCCGCAAUACGGAAGCUUUGGACUCUCUUGUUCCCUGCUUGAAUGAUAAAGAAUUCCCUAAAGCAUACAUGAGCGCGAUCAAUUAUGUGGGCUCUGGAAAAGAAAGCCGUUGCAAAAGAUGGGGGACAACGUCAUGAUGUCUACGAGAGAAAAAGGCAAUAUGAUUAAAAUCAGAUCCACUGACGCAGAUCUACGUGAGCGGAUCAAAAGAUCUGAUUUUAGUCACUUUAAGGAAACGGUUGAUUAAGAUUAUAUUUUCAUGUUGCAGCAGUUAAAAUGCUGAUAAAAAUAGUCAGGCUAACAUUUUGUACACAAAUUAUGAUUGUAAACCUAAAGGAAAGAGAAAUACGACAUAUAUGUUCUUGAGAUCAAUUGAUAAUUUUUACUUCUGUAAUUUCUACUAUAUGCCGACCAAAUGAAUGGCAUUUGGAGUAUGCAGUACAUUUCAACACAACCAUGCACGAUGCAAUUUUCAGGAAACAUAAUUUUAUGGCAUUUACUUUCCAUUAACUUGAAACAUGAAGUUUAGCAACUUAAAAUGUUCAUUAGACUUGAAACAUGAAUAUUGAUUAAAUUGUAUCUUUAAUAAACUUGAUAUUUAACAUU
This is a messenger RNA of Ostrea edulis (European flat oyster), 978 nucleotides long. RefSeq lists its product as uncharacterized. NCBI's taxonomy places the organism in Eukaryota, Metazoa, Mollusca, Bivalvia, Ostreida, Ostreidae. The transcript has 5 exons. The record is from RefSeq and is a predicted model, not a curated record. Bases 27 to 509 code for a protein of 160 amino acids.